AAACACAAACAAAAAUCUACUGGUUUCUUGUGUGGUUUACGUGAUUUGUAUAUCUUAAAUUUGUACUCUUGGAACUCUGUAGUGUUUCGUCAAUGGAUGAUAGUUUCCAUAAGGUUCACGGUGAAGUUCUGACCCACGAAGUCGUUUGGAAAAAAGCUAAUUUCUUUGGUGACGGGGAUAAUAAGGAGUUUGUUGACAUUAUUUAUGAGAAAGCCCUUGAUGAAGGCAUUGCAAAGAUUACUAUAAACCGACCAGAGAGAAAAAAUGCGUUCCGGCCUCAGAGUGUAAAGGAGCUUAUGCGUGCGUUUAACAAUGCUAGUGAUGACAGCUCUGUAGGAGUCAUCAUACUCACCGGCAAGGCGUUGAGAACACAAGACGGUUAUGUUGAUCCCAAUGAUGUUGGCCGCCUUAAUGUUCUUGAUCUUCAGGUUCAAAUCCACAGAUUGCCAAAGCAAGUUAUCGCGAUGAGAGCAUUUCUUGUGGUUGAUCUGUUUGAUUUUGGACUGAGUCUGGUUGCUGGUUAUUCUAUUGGAGGAGGACACAUUUUGCACAUGGUCUGCGAUCUAACAAUUGCAGCUGAUAAUGCUAUUUUUGGUCAAACGGGUCCUAAGUUUUUCCCUCUAGCCUCGGUUGGAAGUUUUGAUGCUGGUUAUGGAAGUUCUAUCAUGUCUCGUUUGGUUGGUCAUAAAAAGGCACGAGAAAUGUGGUUUAUGACGAAGUUCUACACAGCUUCUGAAGCAGAGAGAAUGGGACUUAUCAAUACAGUUGUGCCGUGCAGAGAAAUCUUGCGGAACAGUCCAACUGCAAUCCGAGUGCUUAAGGCAGCACUCAACGCUGUUGAUGAUGGCCAUGCCGGAGGACUCGGUUGCGAUGCGACACUCUUAUUCUAUGGAACCGAAGAAGCUGUCGAAGGGAGAACUGCUUACAUGCACCGCCGACCACCAGACUUCUCUAAAUUUCCCCGGCGACCUUAAACUCACUUCUAGCUCAGUUCAUGGGUUUCCAUUACAUUAUUUUUUUUAAUAACUAUUUUCAUUACAA
Arabidopsis arenosa is the source of this 1041-nucleotide messenger RNA. The record is from the annotation of a GenBank genome assembly. NCBI's taxonomy places the organism in Eukaryota, Viridiplantae, Streptophyta, Magnoliopsida, Brassicales, Brassicaceae.